GCCACGGCCGGGCCGAGGCCGCACAGCGGGGCCGGGGCGGCCGCCGCCGGCUCCAGCCCUGCCGGCUCCAGCCCUGCCUCUGCGAGGCCCCGUGGGGAAGGAGCCGCGUCCCAGCCCGCAGCAGCGGGUGAAAAGCCGCCGAGGCCAAGCGCAGCGGCACCUCCACCGCGGCGGCAGCGGGACCCGCGGGCCCGGAGGUAUCCCACCUCUUGGAAUUACUGCAGACAAUGCAUCUCCCUACACAUACACCUGCCCUUCGCUCUCAGCUACAGACUGAGUUAUCUUCAGUUUCCCUGCCUUUCUGCCUUGGCUGAAGCUCUGUGAAUCUAUGGAGUAAGUAAGGGAAGGAAUCGAUGCUGCGAGGAACUCGUCCUGCGGAGCUGUGUCCGUAGCUGGGUACGGGGGAGAAUGAGCACUCCAAACGGAUUUCCUCAGCACCCCGGGGCAUGUGCUACCCCGAGCACGGAGGGUGGAGCAGUACAGGACCUGCAUGCUAAAAAAGCUGGCAAAGCAGCCAAGAAGGAGCCCGGUGACAACGGGCUGCUUACCUUUGAAGAUCCUCCAACUGUAGGCACCUCUUUAAAUGAAACCUUAAAGCUUCUUCCGGCUGAGCUCAAAGCUAAUAUGAAAAUUAAAUCAUUCACUCCAAGGCCUCCUCGGAAACCCCGGCUGGAACGCGCCGCGUCUCUGGAUGAGAAAAGCUGGAGGAGGUGGAGGCGGUUUAGAACGAGUCAGGAAAGUCUGACUGAUCCCAACGAGACGAGUUCCUCCAACAGUUCUCUGCAGGAAGCGUCCCUCAGCCCUCCGGUCAGGGGCAGGGCGAGCCCCUGCUGCCCGCAGAACUCCUUGCACAGCUCACAGGAUGCCUUGGAAGCCAGUGCUGUGGGGAAGAGCAGAGGAGGCACCUCCGACCUGGGCAAACGAGCCUCCGAGAUCUCCAGUGCCUUUGGGGGGCUUCUGCGGGGGAAAGCGUUUGCCGGCGGCAAACCCCGGUUGUCCCAAAUAACGCCGGUUCGACCUCUGCCACCCCUGGAGCUGAAUGUGGCCUCUCACACCCUGAGGACAGCUAAUAGGAUUGACUCAGAUUGCAUGGAUUACCGAUAUUAUUCUCAGCACAAGUUUGGGAGGGUGAGCAGCAGUUUGAGCGACACCAGGCUACACGGCAAUGGGAUGGUCUAUGAUAAUUGCUCCACAGACUCCAUGAAAUCCACGUUCAGUCUGCUCACUCCCAUUCGCUCCAAGGAUGUUCGAAGCAGGAGCUAUUUGGAAGGCAGCCUUUUGGCAAGCGGUGCCUUACUGGGAGCAGAAGAACUCAGCAGAUAUUUCCCUGAUCGGAAUAUUGGCAUUUUUGUGGCCACCUGGAACAUGCAGGGUCAGAAGGAACUUCCAGUGAAUCUGGACGAUUUCUUAUUACCCACAGAAGCUGACUAUGCCCAGGACAUGUAUGUCAUUGGGGUUCAAGAAGGCUGUCCAGACAGAAGAGAGUGGGAGAUCCGCCUGCAAGAGACGCUGGGUCCCCACUACGUCAUGCUCUACUCCGCUGCUCACGGGGUGCUCUACAUGUCUGUUUUCAUCCGGAGGGACCUCAUCUGGUUCUGCUCAGAAGUGGAGUACGCCACGGUGACAACUCGAAUCGUAUCUCAGAUCAAAACCAAGGGAGCGCUUGGAAUCUCCUUCACGUUUUUUGGGACCUCCUUUCUCUUCAUCACCUCCCACUUCACAUCUGGGGACAGUAAGGUGAAUGAGAGGAAACUGGACUACAAUAAAACCAUUCAAGCCCUUACACUUCCCAAGAAUGUUCCAGACACAAACCCGUAUCGAUCCAGUUCUAGUGAUGUCACAACUCGGUUUGAUGACGUGUUCUGGUUUGGUGACUUCAACUUCCGGCUAAAUAAGGAUCGUGAGACUGUGGAUUCCAUCUUGAACCAGAACCCAGAAACAGACGUGUCCAAGCUGCUGGCAUACGACCAGCUCAUCAGUGAAAUGAGCAGGGGGUCUAUUUUUAAAGGAUUCCAGGAGGCCGACAUUCAUUUCCGUCCUUCUUACAAGUUUGACAUAGGAAAGGACAGCUAUGACACCACUUCCAAGCAGCGGACUCCAUCCUACACGGACCGAGUUGUGUACCGCAGUCGGUACAAAGAUGACAUCCACGCUGUCAAGUACUCGUCUUGUCCUGUGAUCAAAACGUCAGACCAUCGGCCUGUGUUUGCCUUGUUUCGUGUCAAAGUGAGGCCUGGCAGAGACAACAUUCCCCUUGCUGCGGGGCAGUUUGACAGAGAUCUCUAUUUAAUCGGAAUAAAGAGGCGGAUUACAAGGGAACUUCAGAAACGGCAAGAGCAAAAGGACCAAAGAUCCAGCAGCAUAUGUAGCAUUUCCUGAGCUGAGAACUCUGCAGUGCUUGUGUUAGAGGUGCCCAGAAAGAGGAUUUCAGGCUCAACAAACUCUGCAGGGAAUCGUGUGCUUAAGCACCUCUGGCAGUUGCUGUGGCUUGUGAAGAAUGUCUUAAACCUCACCCUGGAUUCAUUUGCAUGAGGUAAUCCAUGUAGCUCAAGUACUUUUGCUGGAGAAAAUGGAGUCAGUUAUUUAGGACAUCCAUCCCAACAGAUGUGACCGAUUUAUUUUUAACCGUACUGUCUUUGGAAGCGACCAGAUGCAGUCUCUUGGUUCUAAGAUGACUCCACACAGAGGGCACAGCUUCUGGAACUGGCGUGACUGGGCCAGGGGACCUAAGAAAAGCCUGCGGAAAGGUGGAAACACUCAUUUGCCUGUUCGGGUUGACUGCUUAGCUUACAUACAUUGUGAGGUUGGAUUUUUUUCUCCUUAUCUGUAGUUAAGUGUACGGUUAUUCUGUAAAAUGCAUAACAGGGACCAGUUAGGGGACUUGGGGCAGUUUUGUGUAAGGAUGGUGCUCCUGUGUUGGGCUUUUUUGGUCCUCAACAGCAAGACCUGUGUGAAUGUACUACUAAUGUACUACUGUACAUUUGAUGUGUAGAAACAUUGCCUUUCAAUAAUUAUUCUAUAGGCCUUCUGUUACUGAGGGGGUAAAUCUCAAUCGCUCGCACCAUGUAUAUGGCUGUUGAAACAAUCCCUUCCUUGACUCACUUGCCCUCCCCGGGGGGGAUAAACACUUGUUGUCCUUGAGGACUCUCAAGGUGAAAAUAACGGUCUGAGUACAGCUACUGUGUGAUGCUUCAGCAAAGUGAUGGAGAGGUCUAGUGAGUAAACGAGGGCAGCGUGCAGAGAAGCUGCACAAGUCAGAUCAGCGCAGUUCCAUUAUCUCUGAUGACAGUUAAUUCCUUUUGGUUUUUUAUUUUUCCAAUUCAGUGAACUGUGAAUAAGUUGCUGUUUUUGAAGUAGUGUUGUCUUAAGGCUAAAUGUGCUACAUGGGCCAGUGUGGCACUGGUGAAGUGCAAGUCCAGCUAAUUAAUGCUUUAUGGGCACAGAUCAGGUGGAUCAUUCAUCACCUCAGUACAUAAAACACCGUGCAAAUUUGGAGGAAGCGCUGCUAACUAUGCAACCUGUCCGAGACAGAGCUUCUGUUCUGCGGUACGAACAUUUAAGGCACUGACCUGUCUGUAGCCAUCAGGUAUUUCCUUUCUUUUUAAAGGAAUAAAAACAUAUUAAUGCAA
This is a messenger RNA of Columba livia (rock pigeon), 3629 nucleotides long. It is a transcript of the gene INPP5E, whose product is annotated as inositol polyphosphate-5-phosphatase E. The transcript is spliced from 11 exons. Gene Ontology annotation, cellular component: Golgi apparatus; axoneme; nucleus. Gene Ontology annotation, molecular function: phosphatidylinositol-4,5-bisphosphate 5-phosphatase activity; inositol-polyphosphate 5-phosphatase activity. Gene Ontology annotation, biological process: phosphatidylinositol dephosphorylation. The record is from RefSeq and is a predicted model, not a curated record. Bases 409 to 2379 code for a protein of 656 amino acids. Lineage: Eukaryota; Metazoa; Chordata; Aves; Columbiformes; Columbidae.